Messenger RNA from Gadus macrocephalus (Pacific cod), 3919 nucleotides. It is a transcript of the gene depdc1, whose product is annotated as DEP domain containing 1a. The coding region runs from base 204 to 2798 and encodes 864 amino acids. Lineage: Eukaryota; Metazoa; Chordata; Actinopteri; Gadiformes; Gadidae. The transcript is spliced from 12 exons. Gene Ontology annotation, biological process: intracellular signal transduction. The record is from RefSeq and is a predicted model, not a curated record.
CUCUAUCGCCUCUUCAUGGCUCGUAAUUUUGAACAGACAGGGAAUGCAGUUGAGUCAGACCAGACUAGCAGUAUUUUUAAUCUCGUUAUAUCCAACCUGUAAACGGAUAGCAAGUAUUGGAUUUUUGUUCUUCACCAAUGGAUGUAUUAACGAUGUUUCGUGUCUGAUGAUUUGGAGGAGAGCUAAAGGUUUUUGCAUUAGCCAUGAAUACCCAUAUUGUUACUCCAGGACCUUACAGAGCCACGAAAUUGUGGAAUGAGGUCACCCGUUUGUUCCGGUCGGGCAUGCCCAUCCGCAAACACCGCCAGAACUUUCGGGUUCACUCGGCCUGCUUCAUGGCCACAGCCGCCGUGGAUUGGCUGCAUCAGUUGCUGUGCAGCAACAGCAACUUUGGGCCCGAUGUCACCAGGCAGCAGACUGUUCAGCUGCUCAAGAAGUUCCUGAAGAAUCAUGUCAUUGAGGACGUGAAGGGCCGCUGGGGCUCGGAAGACCUGGAGGACAACGGCUCUCUUUACAGGUUUCCCUCAACCUCCCCACUGAAGCCCAUUCCUUCUCCGGCUCCCAAGCAGACCUCAACGCCAGGCUCCAGCCUCAAAAGGAGCCUUUCUCUCCGAGACAAGGAGGGACUGUUCAGGUUCCGCAGCACCAAGAAGCUGAGCAAGGAGACCCAGGAGAAUGUCGACCCUGCCCUCCAGGCAAAGGCAGAAGUUGAAAAUCAGCCAAUAGGAGAGCAGCAGGCUCACAAACAAGAAUUUACGGAGGAGGAGGAGCAUGAAAUCUGGAAGGAAAUUGCCCUCACCCACCUCCAGAAGAUUCUGGGGAUCGCUUCUCUUGAUGAGGUGUUGGAUCGACGCAACGUGAAUCCGCAGAACAUCAUCCACAACAUGACCAAAGUCAACAAACAUGGAGUCGUUACGUUGGAUGAUAAGUCCAAUGACCUACCCCACUGGGUGCUAUCUGCCAUGAAGAGCCUUGCCAACUGGCCCAAGUACGACAGUGUCCAGCCGUCCUAUCCAGGCUUUGAGAGGGAUGUCUUUAAGACCGUGUCAGACUAUUUCUACAGCCUCGCGCAGCCUCUUCUUACCUUCCAGCUCUAUGAGCUCUUCAUCAACGUCCUUGUGCUGUGUGGGUAUGUUGUAGCAGCCCCACGGCCUCAGCGGGCGAAGGGCCAAAUGCCAUACCCGCCUUGCUUCCCCCCUUCCACCAAGACAUCGUUCUGCUCCACCGAGUGCCUCCUCCUGUCGCUGAUCAGACAGGGCUCGUGCGACGAGGCAGACUCCCCGAUGAAGGAGGUCUUCAGCUCUGUGGUGCAGUCACAGCUGCCCUCGUUUAAAGGAGUCGAGGUGUACCGUCAGCCCAGUGGCUGCGAUGUCGGUGGCGGCACCGGCCAAUUAGGGGGGAGACGCUCGAGCCUCAGCCAGUCGCGUAGCUCGGUCGGCCCGGCUAGGCCGCGACCUCGAAGUUGCUCCAUGGAGAACGUCUUGGAAGACUCUACCCCUUUAACCCAGCAGCUCUUUCUGUCCAAUGAGUGCCUGUCAGGGAGCACCUAUGGCGACCUCCACCACGCAAAACAUUCCAAGUCAAACUCCAAGCACAGCGAUACAGUUGAGCCCAUCGCCACGGCAAUGCUCAGCGACAGGAAUGCCGACUCUGCAGGCAGAAAGAGGCUCUCUUUGGGUUCCCUGCCUGGGCUGGCGGGCAUGCGGAGGACCCGCCUGACCCGGCCCUUUAGCACGGGCAGCUGUCUUGACAUCGUUCUGGAGUCCCGGGAGGAGGUCUCCAAGGAGACCAUGGGGCGGAGUCGAGCAGCCAGCUGCCUGGACGUCAGCACGCCUGCACGACGGACACGCUCCACCUCGACAGUGUCCACCCGUCCUUCCUCCUCUGGCGGGCAGCCUUGCUCGUCUUGGUCUUCGUCCGAGGCAGCACAACGGCAUGUCCCAUCCACCACAAGACCCCAGGGGUCCAGCACCUCCUCCUCCACUAUCUCCAGUAGCCUGUGGUCGCUCCAUGGUGGCGCUAGUGCUGGCUGUGGUCCCACCAUUGCACGCCGCUGCCACAGCUCCCUGGACCUCUCUGGGCUGUCUCAACCCCCCCUGCCUAACGCUGAAAACAGCCUGCUCCAGUCCAAUUGUGAGCGGGUGGCCAUCGAGGCCUUGCAGUUGUGCACCCUUCUCCUGCCGCCGGCCUCGCGCAGGAAGCUGCAGCUCCUCAUGCGGAUGAUGUCCCGCAUCAGUCAUAACGUGGACAUGCCCCGACUGCACCACGCCAUCGGAGCACGCACCCUGAUGGUGCACACCUUCUCAGGCUGCGUCCUGGGCAGUGCCGUGGAGUGUGAGCUAGAUGAGUUGCUGGCCACCAGACUGGUGUCCUUCCUCAUGGACCACCAGCACACCAUCCUCUCCGUACCGGAGUACCUGCUGACCGCUGUCACGGACCAUGUGCAGUAUCUGCGCAGCGCACAGCUCGGCCCGGCGUCCCGUGGCGCCCAGGGCGUGGACAUGGCCAGUGCUCCCAUGCUCCUGCACGCAUUCUGCCGGCAGAUUAGCAGCGUUGAGUUUGAGGAGCAGCGCGUGGCCGCGUCCCAUAAGGCCAUGGAGGACCUGCUGGAGAUCCUACUGACCGACCGCAGCAUCACAGACAAGGACCGGCAGAAAAGGCUCAAGCAGUUCCGGAAGCAGUACCCGGACAUCUACAGCCGCCGGAUCCCCGCAUCCGACCGGGAAGAAAAGAAACCAAAGAUCAAGCCACCGCUGCUCACCAUCAGAAAGACCAAAGCCUUCAGCAUCCGCAACUGAAGAAAAUCACCAAAAAGCCACAUUGCAUUUACCCAAGAUUACUGUUGUUUCUGAAAUGUACGUUUUGCUGUUUUUGAUAGCGAUUUUUCAGAGAUCCUAGUCUGUUGUAUCGAUUUGGUUUACCCGUAGACAAUAGAAAGACGAUGUUUGCGCUUUCCAGAGCUUUUAUCUUUCAUAGGAAGCUAGGUGUGAAUGAAGGCGGACAGACAGGCUCGUAGCCUCAGAAAGUGACUAAUGUCACAUCAUGUUAUCUGUGAUGGGUUCCAGAAUGUGCUAAAGAAGUAACCCCUGUCCCCGUCUGUGAAUGAAUGGUCAUACUUGAGUUACGUAUUCAGGCUUGGCUUCAUCAUUAUAUUUUGGGUGUGCGUGCUUAUUUAUGUGUUUACAAAUGGAGGGACGGAGAAUAUUUGUAACUAUGGAUUCUGAUUUGUUUUAAUUUAUAUCAUUUAUGUUGAGGAAAUCUUGGCUACAAGACCUUUCUUGUGCUAUUCAUGUUGAUUAUUCUAUUUGAUAGGAGGGUUUUUCAAAUGUAGUUUUCCUUUCGUUGUUUAGACUUGGUUUUCUUUUUUGUUUCAAUUUCAAUUAUCUCUAUUUUUUUCUUACUCCGUACUCAAAAUGUGUGCUGCAUUUGGGCUUGUCUUUGAGAGAGAGGGCAUCGGACUGGCAUCAGGAUUUACAUGUGACUAAUGAACAACAUUUAUUUUAAGGGACAUUUUUUGUAAUUGUUAUUUUCAAUUUCCUGGGCUACUGGACAGUUUACCUGCAUUAUGUGAAGGUAUUAUAAACCAGGGUAUGGCAAUGCCAUUAAUGUUGCAAUUUGAUAUUGACUGAACUGUUCUUGUAUUACUAUAUUAUGAGUCCCCGUCUACACUCCAUUAAACUGGUUGCAAUGGUACCCUUUUGAACCUGGGUUUCUGAAUAAAUUAGAUUUCAUGUAGUCUAAAAUAGCAAUAUAUAAAGUAUUUAUGAUGUUCAAUUUUCUUUUUCCAAUUUAUAAUGUUUUUAUGCACAUGUGAGGGUUUCAUUUUAAGGGAUCUGUUUGUUGAGGUUUGUGACAGAUUCCUAUAGAUGCUUACCGUUUACUAUUCAAAGUUUUUAUAAAGCUAACCUUUAUUCAUUCA